Tetrahymena thermophila SB210 is the source of this 1500-nucleotide messenger RNA. RefSeq names its product UPF0249 YdjC-like protein. Gene Ontology annotation, molecular function: deacetylase activity. The record is from RefSeq and is a predicted model, not a curated record. Lineage: Eukaryota; Ciliophora; Oligohymenophorea; Hymenostomatida; Tetrahymenidae. The transcript has a single exon. Gene Ontology annotation, biological process: carbohydrate metabolic process.
AUGGAUACAAUAUUUUAGCCUAAACUCGUAAUUAAUGCAGAUGAUUUUGGGUGGUUUUAAUAAAGAGAUGCUGGCAUAAUUGAGGGUUUUGAGACUGGGGCUAUCAGUUCAACUUCAGCAAUAGCUAAUGGAAACUAUUUAGAGGAAAGUUUAAAUAAGAUUAAAGAUUGCAAUUAUGGAGUUGGGUUGCAUUUAAAUUUGACAGAUGGUCCACCUGUUUAUAAAGAAAAUAUUGCAGCUAAUAGUUUAGUGGGAAAAUACAUGUGGUAUCCUAACGAUUAUGAAGAUUAAAUAUAAAUUGAUGGGUUUCAUGGGCUUUUUCCUUUACACUCAAUGAUUAAGUAAAAUAAAAUAAAGGAAAUUGAUUUAGAAAAUGAAAUUAGAGCCUAGAUUGCUAGAUUUAUUACACUUCGUGGAAAACUUCCAACUCAUAUUGACGGUCACAAGCAUAUUCAAAUGAUACCAUUAGUUGCAAAGAUUUUGGGAUGCAUCAUGACAAGAGAGUUUGGUAUUUAUAAGGUUAGAUUUUCUUUUGAUGAAAGCGAAAAGUUAUCUAAAGAUAUGAAAUUCUAAUACGAAGAAUCUAUUAAGAUAUAUAAGAGCUAUGGAAUAAACUCUACUGAUUAUUUCUUUGGUAAAUUUGGAGAUGGAAAAUUUAGUAAAGAAAACAUAAUUAAGAGUUUAGAUACAUUUCGAAAUAAAUUAAAGAAAUCAACAAACAUAUCUGUUGAAAUGAUGUGUCAUGUUGGAUACCCUUCUGUUAAUCCUCCUAAGUGCUUUUCUAGUUCAUAGCAAAGAGUCAAAGAAUUAAGAAUUUUAUAAGAUGACAGUCUAUAAAACUACAUCAGAAAUAAUUACAAGCUAGAAUCGUAUGAAGAAAUAGAAAAUUAAGAAAAAAUAAAAGAUAAAACCUUAAGAGAAAUUCUUUAAAUUAAUCCUAAAAAGUAGCUUAUCUUAUCUUAUUGUAACUUAAAUUUAGAAGAAGAUUGUCUGGACUCAUUGGAUAACAUAUUAGAUUUAUUGAAAAAUACAAAUGAUGUAUAUUUUGUGCAAGUGAAGGGAUAGCAAUUUGAUAAGAAUUAUUUAUAAUAAUAUGUAAAUAAACUGAUAAAAAUUAAACAUGAAAACUAGAACAUCAAAGAUAGAAUAAUUUAUGUGCAUACUUUAGAAAAAGACUAAAUUAUAAAAAGUCUUAAUGAAGUAGAUAUAUUUUUAAGCUUUUCUCCAAAUGAAAGUUCUACAUAACUAGAGAUACUGAAAGAAUGCUUGUCUAAAAAUAUUAUUUGUAUUGCUAGAAAUACAAAACUUAAUCAAACUAUAAUAUAAAAUGAAUAAACUGGACUUCUAUUAAGUGAUUGUCAUAACAUUAAAAAUAGAUGCCUAACUGUUCUAUCAAAUAAGGAUUCAAUUGCUUCUAUUAUAAAAAGUAAUUUGAAGUCUUUAAAAAUAAGCUAAAAUUAGAACGAAGCUAUGGACGAAGAAUAAAAAUAAAAUUACUGA